AUGAAAACAAAACAUUUCGCCAAAACUUAUCUGCUCGACUCUGCUGAAACCGGUCAAAACAUAGCACAAGCAAAGAACAACAACAGGACAAGAGCAUCCAGAACCUACUAAAAAUUGAAUUUUAGUGAAAUUUUCCAUAGAUAAUGGAAUGAUUCUUGAGCGCAACGAUUAAUUUGAUAAGAAAAUUGCGUUAAUCUUAUUGUCGGCUGCUCGUCAAUUCAAAAGCUCACAUUAUGAAAGAAGAAUUAUCAGCUCCUGUGCAAAAUCCUGCAGAGACCAUGGAUCAGACUGCAGAAAGCAAUGUGAUUGCUUGUAGCGUUGAAAGUACCACCACCAACAACAAGGACUUAAGAAACCAAAAUUUGAGAAACCAACAUUUGACGAUGCCUAGGCACCGUGGUAAAUUUGUCAAGAAAAGUAAGCUUGCCUCCUUGAACUGCCUGCGUAAACAGUGGACAAGAGUGGACAAUGGGCAACAAGCUAAUAAAAUCAAGAAGAUUGACAAUCUGGGGGACGAUGGCAACAUUCCCCAGUUCUUCAUUCCAGCUGUGCGGCUGGUUGAUUUGAACUUGCUGGCAGUCAAACUCUGGUGCCAAUUCUGUGACAAGCCUCUGUCGCUGCGAAACUGCGUCGACGAGAAGAAAAACAUGUUCAAAUCUCUUCUGCAGAUUCAAUGCACUUACUGUGACAAGGUGAGAGAGGUGUCUCUUUCGUGGGUGGAUGAAAAGGGAGGCACAAUCGUGUACGAAGGUCGAAGCAAACGUCGAGUCCUUCGAAAUGAUGAUGACCUGUAUCGGCUCAAGAUACUAAGCAAGACGUCACGGAUUGCUAACAAAAAAGCAGCUCAGAAGUCAAAAGAGUGCAAAAAAGUAGCUCCCAAGAAAAAUCAGAAGAAGUCUGUUGUUGUGGAACCUUUGCCCUCGGAUAACAACAAACAAGGACUGGCCAUUGAAAGCACUUUUUCCCUAUGUUUGCCUCAGCUGCCAAAUACUGCAAAUUACAUUCUUCCAGAAACCAGUGAGAAUGGAAAUCUGCCAAUUGCUGGCACUUCCUCACCUGUGGAAGCAAACCAGGAUUUCCAUGUUGUCAACAUAGAUAAUAUUUUGAAAUCCGAGUCUGAAGUUGAUAUGGACUGUGACGAUGAUGAUGACAACUACAGCAUUGAAAGCGAGCCUGACGUUUCUCAAAUACCUGAACACUUAAUGAGAAAUGUGAGAUUUUCACGAGAUGGUCCAGAUUAUGAAUGGGAGCCUAUGGGCAUGGCCAAAGAUGAAUCUGAAGGCCCACCUCGUGAGCCACAGAUGGAUGAAGUUUGCUACUAUUGCCCAGAAAAAUUUGAAACUAUACACAGGAGACGAGCUCACAUGGUCGCUGCUCAUGAAGAAUUCUCUCAAAGGAUCUGUGGGACAUGUGGUGUGAAAUCUGCAAGUGAUUCGCGCUUCAAGACACAUCUUCGUCGGCACCGAGCUGACCUGCACGUUGUGUGCGAUUAUUGUGGUGAAAGUGUUUUGCGAACAUAUCUCAAAAUUCACCAGCAGCGCCACCAGCCAAAGAGCAUUGUCUGCCCAAAGUGCCCCGACAAGGCCUAUGCAUCAGAAGCCAAUCUCAUCAAGCAUAAUUUGUUCGUUCAUGUGACUCCCUUCAAGUGCGACUUCUGUGCCAAAUCCAUUCGAGGCCGGUGGAGAUUCACGGAGCACAUCAAGACUCACGUUAUGAACAGGAAAUACAAGUGUCUGCACUGCAGUGCCACUUUUGAAAGAAGGGACAACAGAAACACCCAUGUCAAGAACAACCACAACUUUGUGUGUCUCGUCUGCAGUGCAAAAUUUACCACUGCCAGCCUUGCCAAGGAUCACACCGAAAGCAGUCACACCCAACAAGAAAUUUCUGAUCUUGGUCUGGAUGGAAAUUCUGCUUUCGAGAAGGUCACCAAGUUCAGAUGUCAGAUUUGCCUCCAGCAUUUUGCGUCAAAUCAGUCGUUGGGUUUCCACACUCAGCGAAUUCACGGCAAGGACAAAGAUAAAAUCAAUGAUGAAAAACUAAAGAAAGGAGGUUCAGAAACUGAAGUUUCUCACCAGAAAAGUGGUUAGGGCUAUUUUUUGUAGGAGGAAGAAGAAUUGAAUUGGGAGUUAAAUUUGAAAUUUGAUCUGCGAAUAGUUUCUGGAAUUAUAAAAUUUUUAUGGAAACCAAUAGAGAGCAUUGCAAUCAUUCAAUAAUUUCAAUUUUUCCAUACUAUUAAAAAUGAAAAUGAUGUUAUAUUGAGAUGAAAAUUUAUCAAAUAAAUGAGA
This is a messenger RNA of Neocloeon triangulifer, 2288 nucleotides long. Its product is annotated as protein suppressor of hairy wing-like. The transcript has 4 exons. Gene Ontology annotation, biological process: regulation of DNA-templated transcription. The record is from RefSeq and is a predicted model, not a curated record. Lineage: Eukaryota; Metazoa; Arthropoda; Insecta; Ephemeroptera; Baetidae. Gene Ontology annotation, molecular function: RNA polymerase II cis-regulatory region sequence-specific DNA binding; DNA-binding transcription factor activity, RNA polymerase II-specific. Bases 234 to 2090 code for a protein of 618 amino acids.